UAACAAAACUAACUCUUGUCGGGAAAUUUAAAAUGAAUUCUAUAAAUGUUGAUGACUUAACCCUUGGUGAAGUUAUUGGGGAAGGAAAUAACGGAAAAGUGUAUAAAGCCAAAUGGCACACAAAAGAUGUCGCUGUGAAAAAGAUUGACUAUUAUCCACAAAACUCCACCGAGGUUAAAGAACUUUCGCGUGCAAACCAUGAGAAUAUCGUCUUUUUGCAUGGUACAGCAAUCAGCAAUAACACUCUCUACCUGGUAAUGGAAUUAGUGGAUGGAGGAUCUCUAGAAGCAUUGAUAUAUUCCGAAAAUCCGAAGUAUGAGAUAGCUCAUGUCAUAAAUUGGGCUCUUCAGAUCGCCAAGGGCAUUGAAUACAUGCAUAAAAAGAGACUGAUUCACCGUGAUCUUAAACCGUACCACAUUCUGUUAUGUGAUAGGCAUCGACAUUUGAAGAUUUGCGAAUUUACGUACGCAAGAUUUUUAAGUGAAUCGAUGACAAAUAACAUUGGCACUGCCGCCUAUAUGGCCCCAGAGGUUUUCAACGAUCAGGAGUAUACCGAGAAAUGUGACGUUUAUAGCUUUGCGAUAACUUUGUGGGAAAUGUUAUCACAGAAAAAGCCCUAUGGGAAAAAUAACUUACAAAUAUAUGAGGCAGUUUUGAACGGCGAAAGGCCUUCCCUGGAUGAUAUAAAAUUUCCGUGCCCGCAGGAAAUAAAACAAUUAUUGACCAACUGCUGGAGUGCAGAUCCAAAUGAACGUUACUCCAUGACUGAUAUUAUUGAUGUGCUAAAUAAAUACCCUAUUGUCGUUGAACAACUGAGCUUGUAAAAAGGUACGGGCUCAAUACAACC
Drosophila hydei is the source of this 847-nucleotide messenger RNA. Its product is annotated as mitogen-activated protein kinase kinase kinase 7-like. Gene Ontology annotation, biological process: protein phosphorylation; JNK cascade; positive regulation of canonical NF-kappaB signal transduction. The record is from RefSeq and is a predicted model, not a curated record. The coding region runs from base 33 to 824 and encodes 263 amino acids. The transcript has 5 exons. NCBI's taxonomy places the organism in Eukaryota, Metazoa, Arthropoda, Insecta, Diptera, Drosophilidae. Gene Ontology annotation, molecular function: MAP kinase kinase kinase activity; ATP binding; magnesium ion binding.